This is a messenger RNA of Cajanus cajan (pigeon pea), 770 nucleotides long. RefSeq lists its product as uncharacterized. The record is from RefSeq and is a predicted model, not a curated record. Lineage: Eukaryota; Viridiplantae; Streptophyta; Magnoliopsida; Fabales; Fabaceae.
UCCUACCCACCUCUUGAGAGUUGAGAGUUGAGAGUUGAGAGUUGAGAGCAUGUGACUGCUCCUCACAUCAUCACAUAUUCACAUUCACAUUGUGGAGGCAUGGCGAAGGCGGAGAACCGCACCAACCUAGCCUCGUGUUUCGUGGCCACCGUUUUCCUACUCUUCCUUCUCAUCAUCCUCUUCAUCCUCUACUUCACGCUGUUCAAGCCGCAGGACCCCAAAAUCGCCGUCAGCGCCGUCCAGAUCCCAUCCUUCUCCGUCACCAACGGCACCGUCAACUUCACGUUCUCGCAGUACGCCUCCGUUCGGAACCCCAACCGAGGCACCUUCUCCCACUACGACAGCUCGCUCCAGCUUCUCUACUACGGGAGACAGGUCGGAUUCAUGUUCGUUCCCGCCGGCAAGAUCCACGCCGCCAGGACUCAGUACAUGGCCGCCACCUUCACCGUCCAGUCCUUCCCCUUGGGCCUCGGGCCUGGUAAUGUGAUGGAGAUCGUAUCCAGAAUAGCCAUGGCGGGGCGCGUGAGGGUGUUGCACCUCUUCAGCCACCACGUGGAGGCCAAAGCUCAAUGCAGGGUCGCCGUCGCCGUCACCGACGGAACCGUCUUAGGUUUUCGUUGCUGAUUUUGCGUUAUGUGACUGUAAACUAGUGUAACAGCAGAUUAGAUGUCACCUUUCGCCUAGGGUUGGGAGCUUAAUUUGUCAUCCAAUUUAGUAGCAGUAAUAACUAUCUAAAUCUAAAUGCAACAAUAAUAAUAAAUUUGUCUCUU